UGGGGUGAGUUUUGUUUCCCCGGAUCCGCCAUUUCAUUUUUUGAAGUUACUUGUGACAAGUUACAAGAUUUGAUUCAAAAUGGUAUUGUUUUACAACUGGGUUGGGUCAGUUAUAAUCGACAUAUCAUUUUAAUCUGGCGAUCAGACACGUUUUGGUGGAGGACCAGUUUGUGGAUUUUGUGGAAUUGAUGGGAAUAGGCAAGUUGCGGAUUUCGCCUAUUUUCCAAACGUGUUCUACGCGCUAAAGUUUUUGUAUGAGUUGAAUGCUGGUUGUGGAUAAGGGGAGGCAAAGGGAAGGCCCGUGAAGCCUCGGCUUUGGAGUGGGAGUCAUGGCUGGACAUUUUGACGCAGAGGACCGUGCAAGUUGGUACUGGGGAAGAUUAAGUAGACAGGAGGCAGUUUCACUUUUACAAGGACAGAGACACGGAGUGUUUUUGGUGAGAGACUCUAUUACCAGCCCUGGCGACUACGUGCUGUCCAUUUCAGAGAAUUCCAAAGUCUCUCAUUACAUAAUCAACAGCAUCAGCAACAACCGGCAGUCUGGCUCAGGUAAGCGAGACAUGGUUUGGGGCUGCAGAAUAAAGGAGCCACCAGGGUAUCCGUUCGUGUAUGAAUUCAAUGUAACAGGAUGAUAAAAGAUUCAUCCAACAAGCCACUCCACGUUUCUUUGGAAAAUAAUUUAAGAUUAACUUCCUACAAGUGAAUCAACCAAACAGUGACAUUUGGAUUAACCAGACAUCAAAUAUGUAGUCCACUGCCUUUCAAUGGGCCAGAAAUGUGGUCAUUCACAUGCUAAUGUAAAUCAACCAAACAGUGACAUUUGGAUUAACCAGACAUCAAAUAUGUAGUCCACUGCCUUUCAAUGGGCCAGAAAUGUGGUCAUUCACAUGCUAAUUAUUGGCCAGUGAAAUGGUUUCUGCUGUUCUUUCCUUCUUUUCUACUCAUCCCUCUUUUCCCACCCUCCUCUCCCAGGCCUGGCACCUCCACGGUUCCGCAUAGGGGACCAGGAGUUUGACGCCCUCCAUUCCCUGCUGGAGUUUUACAAGAUCCACUACCUGGACACCACCACUCUGAUAGAGCCCUUCAACAAGGCCAAACACCCUUCAUUCGUCAGCGUCAACACAGCUGCCGGAGGCCCGCCGCAGCGGCUGGAAGGCGAGUUUGUCCGUGCCCUCUUCGAUUUCCCAGGCAACGACGAUGAAGACCUGCCUUUCAGAAAGGGCGACAUCCUACGGGUUCGGGAGAAGCCUGAGGAGCAGUGGUGGAAAGCCCAGAAUUUAGAGGGGCGUGCCGGGAUGAUCCCUGUGCCCUACGUGGAGAAGUACCGACCGGCCUCUCCCACCUCAGGGGGCCCAACAGGGGGUCCCGGUGGGGUGGGCUCGGUAGACGGCUCCAGUGUUCAGGGCCCUCCUCUGCUUGACCCGAGCCAGUAUGCCCAGCCCACACCUCUGCCCAACCUGCAGAACGGACCCGUCUUUGCCAGGGCCAUCCAGAAGAGGGUGCCCAACGCCUACGACAAGACCGCCCUUGCCUUAGAG
Molecule: messenger RNA, 1538 nt
Organism: Coregonus sp. 'balchen'
Lineage: Eukaryota; Metazoa; Chordata; Actinopteri; Salmoniformes; Salmonidae
Source: the annotation of a GenBank genome assembly